Molecule: messenger RNA, 2323 nt
Organism: Ceraceosorus guamensis
Lineage: Eukaryota; Fungi; Basidiomycota; Exobasidiomycetes; Ceraceosorales; Ceraceosoraceae
Exons: 3
Coding region: 236-1990 (584 amino acids)
Biological process (GO): glucosylceramide biosynthetic process
Cellular component (GO): membrane
Molecular function (GO): ceramide glucosyltransferase activity
Source: RefSeq, a predicted model, not a curated record
CCAGCACCACUGUUGCGGAGCGCUUCAGCACCUGGCCUAUGCGCCAUUCGCUUUCAGACUCGAGUCCUAAUCGGAAGCUCGUGCAGCAGCGUCUGCUCGGCUGCGUGCUGACACAUAUCUGGACACGUCGGCAAUCACGAUUGCUUGUCGCCUUGUCGGCCGGGUGCUGACCACCUUCUCGGACCGAACGGGCUCUCCUUCACCCAUCAGCCACUGGCUCGAAGCUACGUGAAGCAUGUCACUGCUCUCUCCCAUUCACGAGCGACUAGUCUCGAGGAGCCCGGCACUGGUGCAGGACACAGCGACAGCGACAGGUUGGACUUUGCUGGAUUAUGUCGCUGCUGCAGGCUUGGGUUGGUACGUGGUGAUAUGGAGCAUCUCCAUCCUCGGUCUGCGAAUAGCCAAGAGGCUCUACACUCCUCCUAUUCCCACAUCGCCCCUCUCUUCGCUGCGAGCAGGUCAGCGGACGCCAAGCUCCGGGGUGGAAAGUGCAACGCCCGCAGCGCCAGGCGUCUCCAUCCUUCGACCCCUUGCUGGCCUGGAUCACAACCUUUGGUCAAACCUGGCUUCGUCUUUCGAGCAAAGGUAUCCAAAAGACUCGUUCGAGAUCAUCUUGAGCGUAAAAGAUGAGCAGGAUCAGGCAUUGGAAGUGGCCAGAGAUGUGGUUGCCAGGUAUCCGCAAGUGCAGAGUCGCAUCGUCAUUGGCGACGAGGAAGCAGGAGUAAAUCCAAAGAUCAACAAUCUGGUCAUUCCCUACAGCCUGGCCCGGUUCGACAUCAUUUGGGUGCUGGAUUCCCAAUGUUGCCUCUCUACGACGGCGCUAGGUCGAGCAGUGGACGCUCUGACGCACUCUACGCCUCCCGUUCCCUCUCCGCGCUUCCUUCGGCGUCUCUCCAUCUUUGGCGGCUCAGCCUAUGCACGCACAUCCGGCUCCAACGCCAAGGUAGGAUUGGUUCAUCACGUUCCUCUCGCCACUUCCGCUUCGAACAAUUGGGGCUCGCAAGUGGAACAGGCUUUCUUAUCCACCAAUCAUGCGAAAAUGUACCUCGCUCUAAACGCGCUGGCCAUCGAUAGCUGCGUCAUGGGCAAGAGCAACUUGUACAGGAAGAGCGAUUUGCAACGAGUGCAAGACGAAUUUUUCGGUGUGGAUGAAGGAGGUACUGGAGGAGAAUCAGGCGCUAUUGGGAGCAGCGCUUUCGAAGCGGACGCUGUUCGCCAUGCGGCCUCGUCCCUUGGCUCGUCCACGGCCAACAACGAUUCAGGACCAGCAGGAUCGCAGGAAAUGGGCCUCAACGCUUCGGUCUCAAAGACGACGUCUAGAGCCCUGGCUCGCUUCUCCAUCUUUUUGGCAGAGGAUAAUAUGCUGGCUCUCUCCCUAUGGCGUCCACCGUUAUCGCUGCACCACGUAGUCUCGCCAGGCGAUGCUGUGUGCACCUCUGUGGGUGGCAUGAAUAGUCUGUGGACGUACGCGAGCAGACGAAUGAGGUGGAUAAGGGUGAGGAAAAGAAUGGUGCUGGCUGCGACCAUUGUCGAGCCUUUUACAGAGAGCAUCGUCGCCGGCUUGGUAGCUCUCUUUUCCCUGAGAAGACUGCUGCGAGCUUCCUCCCACCUGUCCGCGGAUCGCACAGAAGAGAAUCACCUCAACGCCACCAAUGUCUGGUCUGUCGUGUUUUUCUUGACGCAUGAGCUGGCUUGGCAUACGAUCGAUGCGGCUGUCAUGAAGAGCUUGAGAAGAGGAGAAAGUCUACCACCUGACCAAAUGCCAAGAUUCAGAAUAGCUUGGAUCAUCAGGGAAUGCCUCGCCCUUCCCAUCUGGAUCUGGGCAAUGUGCGGCAGUACGGUCACUUGGAGAGAUCAGAGGUUCAGGAUUUUGCCCAACGGCAGAGCGGCACACGCUGCUGCUAGCCCCACGCCCUUCUCUUUCGCCGCGUCUUGGCUGGGCCUCCCACGUCGUAGCAAGAAAAACUACUCGAGGCUCGACAACGACUAAUUGAUGGCACCUAGCCGCGAGCACAACUGCACUCCAAAGCGCUCCUGUCUUCGCGCCGAUGAUGUUUGCCGAGGCGAGCACCACUGACAACGCUGUAUCAAUAUCAUCUCUUCAUUUCACCAACGUGAUUUCAUGAACAUAAGAAAAGAAAAGACGAUGGUGGACCUUACAGGGCGAUCGAGGUGCGCGGGACUCGUGUGCGCUCUACUAGGAAGAUCGCAAGACUAGUGGGAGCACGUAGAAGGCUGUUUGUACCGUCGAUCAUCCAUCGUCUUCCGGCUUUGGUCGCUUUCGUCCACCUGACGAGCGACUGCGGCAAAUGCGGAGAGAACA